Messenger RNA from Zea mays, 1179 nucleotides. RefSeq names its product acid phosphatase/vanadium-dependent haloperoxidase protein. Bases 428 to 934 code for a protein of 168 amino acids. The record is from RefSeq and is marked provisional. NCBI's taxonomy places the organism in Eukaryota, Viridiplantae, Streptophyta, Magnoliopsida, Poales, Poaceae. The transcript is spliced from 5 exons.
GCUGCUCCUCUCGCCCACGCCCGAGACCGAGAGGCCGCGCCGGCGCACCCAAAUAAACCCGAGGAGUGCCUACCUGGCCUGGGCGCCUGGUUGAGCGGUAAACAAAUCCGUGGGCGUCCUGCGGCUGCGAUUAGAAUAGAGUAGAAUUCAUCAGCGGGUCGCCGUCGCCAUUGGCGCGGUGCGUGUGCGAGCCCGAGCCGUGCGAAGCAGGUGAGGCGAGGGGACAGACGGGACACGGGAGCGAAGCAAAGCGAAGGAAGGAGUUUCCAGUGAGCGCGGAUCGCGGAGGCGGUUUAUAUAGCCGGAGGGCGCGCGCUCCGGUCCGCUAACGUCCUGCAGGGAGGGAAGGGCAGGAUUAGGCAGGGCAGCGCCGCGCCGGCCGGACCGCCCGCCCGCCCGCCCGUCCACGAGCCACGGACUUUCGGCCAUGGGGGACGCUGGCGCUGACGCCUCCUCCUCGCCGCCGCCGCCGUCCGGGUCCUUCUCCUACUUCGCCGUCUUCCGCAACUACCCCCUCGUCGCCGCCCUGCUCGGCUUCGCCGUCGCCCAGUCCAUCAAGUUCUUCGUCACACGGUACAAGGAGAACAGAUGGGAUCCCAAGCGGCUUAUCGGCUCGGGUGGCAUGCCGUCAUCACAUUCCGCCACGGUUACAGCACUAGCAGUAGCAAUUGGAUUCCAGGAUGGCUUUAGCUGCUCCCUCUUUGCAACAGCAACUAUAUUUGCAAGCGUGGUAAUGUAUGAUGCUUCUGGUAUCAGACUGCAUGCUGGAAAGCAAGCAGAGGUAUUGAAUCAAAUAGUUUGUGAACUUCCUUCUGAACACCCCUUGUCUGAGACAAGACCACUGCGAGAACUUUUAGGCCAUACACCAACUCAGGUGGUUGCUGGUGCAUUGCUUGGGUGUACAAUAGCCACAGCAGGACAAUUAUUCCUUUGAACUACGAAGGUGCGGCAGAAAUGUUGUAGCAUUUGUAUCGCAGGGACUUGAGAAGAAGUUUCUCCAGUGUUCUGCUACUUUAGGUAUUGGUAAGAUUUGCAUGUUGGUGCUGUAGUGUUGUUGAAUGUUGUAUGUUCUGAUGGAAUGUGGUUAUAUGUCAAAAAGGUGACGUUCACAGGAUUGCUGUACAGAACAUUGUUCAUGGUUAUGAUUGAUGAAAUCUAAAAUGUGAUUGAAACAGCUGC